AUGGGUAUUUAAACAAAACCCACUUUGACUAACCAUCGAUAAAAUCCUGGUGCACUCACAACUUGGUCGCCUGUUUUCGGUGUUUUCUCGACCAUGUCUCCUAUUUUGUGGUGGAUUUGCGCCCUCCUGAGCUGCGGGUGGGCGCACGAAGGCGCCCCCGAUGCCGCCUACGAGCAGAAGAAGAAAUCCAGUGAAGCGACCAUGAGGUUUGCCAACGUGGAUUUCCUCUCCAAAGAAGAGACGCUGGUGCAGGUCUUCCUCUAUCGGGAGCCCAAGACUGGCAUGUUGGUGUCGCAUGAAAAGCGCGAGUUUGUCCUACAGCAGGUGGACCCUACCGCCAAGACUUAUGUGAUGUUCAACGGACAUCCUAGCAGGGACUCCACUAAACCAUAUUUUGCCCUCAGAACGGCCCUCUUCCAAGAAGGGCCUGCCAACAUUUUCUUCGUCUACAUCGACUGGACGAAGCACUCGAUCACGUUUGCUGAUGCCCUUGACCUGGCCGAGUCGCUUGGGCAGCACGUUGGGGAGAUCCUCAUCAGCUUCGAAGUGCAGAAUCCUCAAUUUAUUGCCCACUGUGCUGGAGCGGAGGUGGCCACCUCGGUGGCUAAAUACCUCAACGGAAGACUGGCGACAAAAGUGCCCAGAAUGACUGUUUUCGACCCCUACAUCACCAAUCGCACCAAAUUGAACUUUGUGGGCGACUUUGCGGACUUUGUGGACGUUUACCAUGCGGGGAUUUACGUGCCAGCCUUUCCCCCGAUUGGGACGGUAGAUUUCUAUCCAAAUGCUGGCACUGAGCAGCCAGGAUGUCAAAGCACUAAUGAGCAGAAGACGUUCCUUUGCCACCACAGGCGAUCCAUCUACCUCUACACCGAGUCCAUUCUUCAAGGCGUCAACGCUUUGGAGGCCAACUACGACCUGGGCGAGUCAAACGUCCAGGUUCUGGAUGAGCCGAGGCUCGCCCCAUUUGGGCACAGCGCCAAUCCAGGAGUUGAGGGCGUUUUCUAUUUGCCCACUUUUGGACAGUCGCCUUUUCUGAUGAAUUAUUUCUAGUUUGCAAUUAAAGGGUUUGUCGCUGA
This is a messenger RNA of Dendroctonus ponderosae (mountain pine beetle), 1079 nucleotides long. RefSeq names its product endothelial lipase. Gene Ontology annotation, molecular function: lipase activity. Bases 94 to 1053 code for a protein of 319 amino acids. The transcript has 5 exons. The record is from RefSeq and is a predicted model, not a curated record. Lineage: Eukaryota; Metazoa; Arthropoda; Insecta; Coleoptera; Curculionidae.